Paralichthys olivaceus (Japanese flounder) is the source of this 3193-nucleotide messenger RNA. RefSeq names its product NCK adaptor protein 2a (gene nck2a). Gene Ontology annotation, molecular function: receptor tyrosine kinase binding; signaling adaptor activity. Gene Ontology annotation, biological process: positive regulation of endoplasmic reticulum stress-induced intrinsic apoptotic signaling pathway; negative regulation of PERK-mediated unfolded protein response; positive regulation of translation in response to endoplasmic reticulum stress. Lineage: Eukaryota; Metazoa; Chordata; Actinopteri; Pleuronectiformes; Paralichthyidae. The record is from RefSeq and is a predicted model, not a curated record.
GUCACGGCAGGAAGUGCUGCGCUCCUCGUGUCCACCUUGUUGGCAGUGAUUGAGGUGGAGGCUGCGACAGAAAAACAAUCGAGCACAGGUCGACUCCACGUUCAGCUCCUGAUUCCACAGAAAACAAACACGCACCAAACCGGAGCACGUGUGGAUUUAAACGUCAUUUGCGUGGCCUCACUUGCGCACAGUUCGCACGCGGCUUUCCCUUUCCGCGUGUUGUGCGUGUCGCGGGUUUCUCUCUGGAGUGAACACUAAGGGGGACUCCAUGAAAGAUGACAGAGGAGGUGAUUGUUGUAGCCAAGUGGGAGUACACGGCCCAGCAGGACCAGGAACUUGACAUCCGAAAAAAUGAGCGUCUCUUCCUCCUAGACGACUCAAAGACCUGGUGGCGUGUUCGUAACGCUGCCAACCAAACGGGUUAUGUGCCAUCAAACUACGUAGAACGCAAGAACAGCCUGAAGAAAGGCUCGCUGGUGAAGAACAUCAAAGACACGCUGGGUUUGGGAAAAACAAAAAGGAAGACGAGCGCCCGCGAUGCUUCCCCAACACCAAGCUCAGAUACAGAGUACCCCUCCAAUGGCAGCGGGGGUGGAGGAGGAGCUGCUGAGAGAAUCUAUGACCUCAACAUCCCGGCCAUCGUCAAGUUUGCCUACAUGGCAGAGAGGGAAGACGAGCUGACCCUGGUUAAGGCAUCCCGGGUCAUGGUAAUGGAGAAGUGCAGUGACGGCUGGUGGCGGGGCAGCCAGGGGGGCCACGUGGGCUGGUUUCCUUCCAACUACGUCCAGGAGGAGCUCGGAGGAGCUGAAGACGGAGGUGAGGGGGAUUCCACGCGGGGUUACCCUGCAGGGUCUCAAGGGACUUUGAUGGCCAAUGGAUGCGCAGGUGGUCGCGUUGCAGUGCUCCACCUCGUUCAAACGCUCUACCCCUUCAGCUCGGUGACAGAGGAGGAGCUGAACUUUGAGAAGGGAGAGGUCAUGGAGGUGGUGGAGAAGCCCGAGAAUGACCCAGAGUGGUGGAAGUGUAAGAACUCGCGUGGCAAUCUGGGCCUGGUACCUAAAAAUUAUGUGAUGGUGCUGGAUGAGCAGCCCGGCCUGCCUUCCUCUCCGUCGAGCUCCCCACAGACCCGUGUUGUUGGGCCGGCACGUUCAGGGAGGUUCGUCGGGAGGGACUGGUACUACGGCAACGUCACCAGACACCAGGCCGAGUGUAUACUCAACGAAAGAGGAGAGGAGGGGGACUUCCUCAUACGAGACAGCGAGUCAUCUCCCAGUGAUUUCUCGGUGUCUCUGAAAGCAGCGGGUAAGAAUAAGCACUUUAAGGUGCGGCUCUCAGAGGGAGUGUUCUGUAUCGGCCAGCGCAGGUUCAACUCCAUCGAUGAACUCGUGGAGCACUACAAGAAAGCCCCCAUCUUUACCAGUGAACACGGAGAGAAGCUCUACCUGGUCAAAGCGCUGCUGUGAUUCCCUCACAUCUACACUGGAUCUCACACACACUCGUAAUACUAACACCUCUCCCUAACUGUCUCAACUCAAGCCUUAGCUCUGAACCCUCCCGCUGUGUCGUCUCUACCUGAUACUCAGUCUCUCCUUUUGAGUUUUAUCCGUCACCUUCCCGAGGCGACAGAGGUGAAAGUCUUUCUAGCUCUGAACCCCCGAGACUGUGGCAGCGCUUCCCCAGCUGCAUCCUUCAUGUGCAGCUCAGUGCAUAGGAAUAUAAAUAAUUCUCUGGUCUGGAUGAUGCAGUGACCACACCUGCUGCUACCAGAACGCCUGAGGCCUUGGUUGGGGGUCGAGCUCUCCUUCUGAUGUCACACAUGAUACAUUUACUUCCACGCACAUCGUAGGUUAAAACCAUUAUUGCUCUUAAUCCACACACAGAAGACGGACAUUAUCAGUUCAGAGAGGACUCUGAGGGACCUUGCUCCGGUGUCGUUCUGUCGUCGCUGGCCAUUGUUUUAUUUUGUCUCUUAAAUGUUAUUUUUUUCAAAACUAAUUUAAACGCCUCUCUGGAGGUCUUCUCGUACAGCGACUUCACAAAGUGACCAGAAUCACUCUCUUGCCUUUUUCUCCUUAUUUUCACCAUUCCUCUACAUGACUUCUCUCCCCAUUUGAACGUUACUUUGUCAACUUCCUCCCUGUUCCCAUCAAAUUCAUUAUUAGUGAAGUUAUAGAAAAAUCUGAAUACAGUACUUCCUGUUAUUCUUCUAUGAGGCAGCGGCGGGGGAGCGUUAAUGCUAUAGGCGAAACCUCUGAAUUCCUGUUUGAAUGUUUAUCAUGUAACCGAAUGUGCCACCCUGUACCCAUACUACUGGCUCCAGGUCUGCACUGCACUCACCAUUCAUUCAUUCAUAGCUCUCAUGCGUUAUGCUGUGUCACAUUGCUCUGCAGUUUGUGUCUGUAGCUCUAAGAGGAUGCUCACUGAAGAAUAACAAUUAAAAAGAAAAACCUUUUGUUAAAACACUCGAUCUGCUCCUGUGAGUGAAUUGAGUCCCAAAAAUGUUUUCUUUUCACCGCGUAAAGAUAAUUAUAUCUUGUGUCGACAGAGAAUUUUGCAGGAAGAAAGUCACAUUUAUAUAAAAACAUUUAAUAUUAAGACCCUAAAAUCCAAUCAACUGGUAAAGGGCGACCUGAAGCUGUUUAUUCUUGAGUCACAGUGUUUGAAGAUAAAGGAUUUUUGAGGGAUCUCAUUCUUUUCACAAGCUUUUCCAAAACCAACAAAACCUGCAUUUUGCCAUUUCAAUUGUCUCAAAAAUUUGUAAAUCUGCUACUAUGAUCAAUUUCAAAUGCCAUUUGCUGUGAGAGAAUGAGACGUUGGGCAGGCGCAGCAACAGUAACUGAGUCUUUUAAAUAACGGCCGUAGUUUCACUGUUGACAAACCAAAUAUACCGUCAUCUGGGUCGUAAUUAAAAUAACUCUAUAGUCCUACCAAACAUUUUCCUGUUUAUUUUUGCUACUUGCAUUUGUUUACCGAUGGAAGUGUUGAUCAUGGAGUCCUCAGCUUUUAUACGAUAUAUCUGAAUGUUAUUGGGCAUUGUUAUUUAAAUUCUUGUCCUCACUGUAUGUAUAUAUUCAAAUUAAGAGGAGGUGCAUAUAUGAAUCACUAAGAUCCAACUAUGGUACUGUAUCACCGACAACAUGAUGAGAAUUGAAAUACUUUUGUUCAAUAAAAGAUUUUUGAAGAAUACUAAAAA